GAAGCUGGGCACUGAGAUGCUGAGCUGGAGUGGGGACCUGCAGCCCCUCGAUCAGCGACCUGCUCUCACCUGGAUUCUCUUGGUCAGACCAUCUGGCUGCCUAGACAGACGGAGCCUGAGCAAGCCCCUUACAGGUGAUUUUGCUGUUUGAAUAUCCCCAAAGCACAUACAAGAAGGCUGUACUAUGUCUUACAGAGAAACGGCGUAUACUAGGACCAGGUGGAGCAGACCUCAUCCCACAGUGCACGGGACCUGGCGGGACCUGGCUUCCCGACGCAGUCUGACCGGCUGGCAAAUCACCAAGGAUGUUAAAGUCUUCAGUGAAGACGGGACAAGCAAAGUUGUGGAAAUCCUAGCAGACAUGACAGCCAGGGACCUGUGCCAGUUGCUUGUGUACAGAAGUCACUGUGUGGAUGACAACAGCUGGACACUGGUGGAGCACCACCCGCAUCUGGGACUAGAAAGGUGCUUGGAAGACCAUGAAUUAGUGGCGCAGGUGGAAAGUACCAUGGCAAGUGAAAGUAAAUUUCUAUUCCGGAAGAAUUAUGCCAAAUAUGAAUUUUUCAAAAAUCCUAUGAAUUUCUUUCCAGAACAGAUGGUGACAUGGUGCCAACAGUCCAAUGGUAGUCAAACCCAGCUUUUACAGAAUUUUCUAAACUCCAGUAGUUGUCCUGAAAUUCAAGGGGUUUUGCAUGUAAAAGAGCUAGGAAGGAAGUCAUGGAAAAAGCUGUAUGUGUGUUUGCGGAGAUCUGGCCUUUACUGUUCCACCAAGGGAGCUUCAAAGGAGCCCCGGCACCUGCAGCUGCUUGCCGACCUGGAUGACAGCAACAUCUUCUCCCUGAUUGCUGGCAAGAAGCAGUACGGUGCCCCCACAGACUUCGGCUUCUGCAUAAAGCCAAACAAAGUCAGGAGUGAAACUAAAGAGAUGCGAAUGCUCUGUGCAGAAGAUGAGCAAGGCCGGAUGUGCUGGGUGAUGGCAUUCAGACUCCUCAAGUAUGGAAUGCUCCUUUACCAGAACUACAGAAUCCCUCAGCAGAGGAAAGCCCUGCUCUCCCACUUCUCAACUCCUGUGCGCAGUGUCUCUGAGAACUCCCUUGUGGCAAUGGAUUUUUCUGGGCAAACAGGACGAGUAAUUGAGAAUCCAGCUGAAGCUCAGAGUGCAGCCCUGGAGGAAGGUCAUGCUUGGAGGAAGCGAAGCACACGGAUGAAUGUCCUAGGUAGCCAAAGUCCCCUCUACCCUUCUACCCUAAGUACAGUGAUUCACAGGACACAGCACUGGUUCCACGGCAGGAUCUCCAGGGAGGAGUCGCACAGGAUCAUUAAGCAGCAAGGGCUGGUUGAUGGACUUUUUCUCCUCCGUGAUAGUCAGAGUAAUCCAAAGGCAUUUGUCCUAACACUCUGUCAUCAUCAGAAGAUUAAAAACUUUCAGAUUUUACCUUGUGAGGAUGAUGGGCAGAUGUUCUUCAGCCUUGAUGAUGGGAACACCAAAUUCUCUGACCUGAUCCAGCUUGUUGACUUUUACCAGCUAAACAAAGGAAUCCUGCCUUGCAAGCUCAAGCACCACUGCAUCCGAGUGGCCUUAUGAUCUCAAAUUUACUCUUGACUAAAGACUAGAGGAAGUUGACACUGGAAUGAAGUAGAGGUCUGUGCAUUGGUUAAGAACACACAUCUUUUCUGCAUCUUCGGAUAUGGAGGAGCAAGAUGGGUUCAUUUGAUGCCAAUUGAUCCAAGAUUGACUAGUUUGUUGGACUUGACGAUUUGCUGCUGCAGCUCCAGCAGGAUCGCUUCUUCCACACUAGCCAAAUCAGAGAGGGCAUGACAGAGCAAAUACAAAUUUGAGAAUAAACUAGAAUGACCAUCUUGACUGGGCUACAUAGGAACAAGAUCAAGAGAGAAGUCAUUGGAAAUGAACUCUUGCCCUGGAAUAAUCUUGACAAUUAAAACUGAUAUGUUUACUUUUUGUAUCGAUUACUUUUUUGCACUCCUUUGUUUUCAACAUUGUAUUCAGCCUACAGUGGGGGGUGUGGCUUUUCAGUGCUUACAAGAAAUGAAGACAGUUGGAUUGGGCGGACUUCAGGGACCCCACAUAUUUCUCAGAUCAUGGUCUCCACCUUCUGAAAGUUGCCAGAGGUGGAUUCAACUCCCAAAUAACAAAGCACCCCCAAUAUACUUGAAGAGUUUCUUUUAAAAUAAAAGGUGUCACCUGUGGUAGGCAUUCGGCAUGGCAUGUGGAUACCUUGGGUCUGUGGAUCACUUUUCUAUGCACAGAUGUCCCAUACUUUUGGUGUUAGGAUGUCUGGUCUUCUUUGGAAAACUCACUGUCCUACAACAUGGCAGAGUUGAGUUACCUCACUCCAACUUAAUGCAGGCCAACCUGCUUGAGACACACCUGGUGCCCACUCUCUGCCAUCAGUGAUGCCACAUUGCCCACCUGGGUGUACUUUCAGACUGUUCUGGGACGAUCACUGCCUUAUCCCCUUUAGUAACAUGAGUCCGUUCAUGGCUGUUUUCCCUCAGGGGACUAAAGAAUCUAAAAAGAAAAGGGUACCUUGUUGGUUGGCUUCUUUCCAUGUCCCCUGUGUUCUAUGGUGAUAGAGACAGAAAUAUUGGAAAGGGCACAUCUGUAGCCCUGUAUUAAAAGGUCUUUGCUUGAUAACCUCCGUCCUGCUGAAAACCUCCAUUUGCCAGCAGAUGAGACAGCUAGAGGCUCCUCUUCUGUUGGCUUAUGAUCACAAGUACCUCACAGCAGUGUGGACAUUGAAAAGUGUUAUUAACACAUCACUGCUUCCCACUCCAGGAAUUGAGUCAGGUGGGGACUUGAGUUGUUACCCCAGUCUCUUCUUCCUGUCCCUUAGCUGAGUUAUCAGGUGUGAGAGGGGCUAUGUCUUUACCUUUGAUCUCUGCAAAGCAGGAAGGACUCCCUUGACAGAGAUUACUGUGGUGAGAAAUGAUUUCCUUUCCUGAGAUCACAGUUGUCACAUUGGCCCCCGGAGAAGUGUGUUAACCACUGGAUUGUCUAAAUUCCCAUCAGCCGUAGUGCCCCCCAAGGAACAUACACAUGUUGUAGGUUAGAACUGUCAUAACGGCUUCAGUGACAUAUAUCUGCUGUAAGUCUAUGAUAUAGAAACACUGUAUUUUAGUUUACAGACCACACUAGCUUUCCAUGAAAUGUCUACUUAUACAAAUGAAGAAUUUUUUAUAAAAUGUGUUUUUAACCAUAAUGCUCAGUUGCAUUUUCUUCCUUUCAUAGCCAGUUUAAUCUUGGAAACCAUUGACCAUUAGGUCAUUCUCAAAUUCAAGCCUGGCCAUGUGCUUCACUGAACUUCACUUUAUAAGACUGACACUUUAGUGACCUUUUUUCUCUUCACUGGUUGGAAGCAAAACCUUUAAAAAAAAAAAAAAAAAAGAUUUCUUUUUUUCUGUUUACACAGACCAAUCUCCAGCAGUGAGAUGAGACUCUUGUGCCCUCUCUGAUAGACAGCUAGUACUGCAGUAUUUCAUAUUUAUAGAUAUGCUUUUUAUUUAAAAAGAGAAAAGCUUAACUCUGACUCACAGUUUUUUAUGUAGCUGGUUCAAUAUAGUCUUUUGUACCUUCCAGCCGAAGUAAUUGUUGGAGCGUGUAAACUUCCCACAGCCCCCACAGCCACCCACAGCCACCCUUGUGCAGGGCUGCAGGGCAUUCCAUCCCAAACAGCCGUCCAUCCUGGCACAGGCAUCAGCCCAGCCAAGGGGCUGAAGGACAUUCGACUUUUAUUUUUGUAUUUAAAUGACAUGAAUGUAAAUGGGACAGCUCAGGGUCGUUUUGGAGCCUGUUGACUUUUUAUCUCUGCCUGUGAUUUUCUUUUCUAAGUAAAAACUCCACAUAGCAGUCUGGACUAAUUUGAGAGGGAAAAUGCCAAAAUGUCUGGGUAUUAGAUUUUAAUAGGUGAUCUCUGUACCUUAGGUGUUAGAAUUCCAGAACUUCUUGUUUGUUUGUUUGCUAAAUCCUGAAGAAAUAUGUGCCUCAGUCUAGGUGUUUUGUCUUCUGUUUUCUGCACUUAACACCUGGCAGUUUGAGUAAGCAGCACUCAGCCAGGGGUGAGGCUGGUAUGUCAGUGCAGCUGCAGUGCCCAUGUGAAUGUGUGCAGCGAAUGCAGGGGGUGUUAACUUCAGAGACAAAACCUUUAUUCCAUGUGCUCUGCUCUGCUUUAUUCUGUACAUAGCUCUUUGACUUGUGUACUUAAUUGUAAACUUUCAAGUAUUUUUGUACAAAUAAGGGAAUGAUGUCUGUUUCUUGUAACUAGAAAUAAACAUGAAUACAGUGUUCUUCAUUUUCUAGUGCAUAUACUGUCUGUUUAUAUAUUUUAAAAUACUCUGGUAAAAAUAAAAAAAAAAACAUUAAAAACC
Molecule: messenger RNA, 4386 nt
Organism: Condylura cristata (star-nosed mole)
Lineage: Eukaryota; Metazoa; Chordata; Mammalia; Eulipotyphla; Talpidae
Gene: GRB10
Product: growth factor receptor-bound protein 10
Exons: 15
Coding region: 185-1585 (466 amino acids)
Biological process (GO): insulin receptor signaling pathway; negative regulation of Wnt signaling pathway; negative regulation of insulin receptor signaling pathway
Molecular function (GO): insulin receptor binding
Source: RefSeq, a predicted model, not a curated record